Cadophora gregata is the source of this 5436-nucleotide messenger RNA. RefSeq lists its product as uncharacterized. Gene Ontology annotation, cellular component: membrane. The record is from RefSeq and is a predicted model, not a curated record. Gene Ontology annotation, molecular function: metal ion transmembrane transporter activity. Lineage: Eukaryota; Fungi; Ascomycota; Leotiomycetes; Helotiales; Ploettnerulaceae. Gene Ontology annotation, biological process: transmembrane transport; metal ion transport. Bases 1 to 5436 code for a protein of 1811 amino acids. The transcript is spliced from 14 exons.
AUGGAGAGUCAGACCAUCGGAAGUGUCGAUGUUCACACCACGAGGCUUCAGGAUGACAACAACGACUUGAAGGACAAGGCGACAGAGCAGCCGCUGGUAUCUAGAAUAGCUAUCCAGUCCGCAAUCCAGAAUGCCCACGACGAACCAGGCAAGUAUGGGACCAUCACGAGGUCAGUAUCGACAGAAUACACUGACUCUACCAUUGAUCCUGCCAACGGCACCUUGAGCCAUACCUCACCGCUGAAGUCAGAUGAUACGAAUCAGGAAUCUCAAGAUAAAAGGCUUCCAGCUGGGAGUAGUUUUACCAAAGCUGUUUCUCCAAUUGGCGACCCUGAACAGCAGUCAACUGAUGGUGCGAAACUAGAAGUCGAAUCGGAAGAAGUCAAGGCAUCUCAAACUUACCCUUUCAUGGAUAAUUUCCCAGAUGGCGUGUGGUGGACUCGUUUAGAUGAGGACGAGGGACAAACAAGAUCUUUAGACUUUGGGUGCAAUGGAUUUACAGCUUCUCUCAAUAUAGGACAUGAGCUUCUGCAAAUAACUGCUCCGGAUAGUCGACACGGUAUCGUCCAUGCUCGAGGCUCAUACGCCGAUAACCCAGAUGCCAUUCUUGCCAGAGCACAACGGACCAGUGGUGGGAAAUCUACGUUCGGAUUGAAAUGGCUAGGUGGCGCCUUGCACACCUAUCGACGGGGACCAAUCGAAUAUCACGGUUUGCUCAAUUUUCGAUGGCCAUACAAAAGAUAUACUCUUUUUUGCCCAAGAACUAAGCCCGGCACCGUAUCUUCACUAUCAUUCGUGAAAGAUGAAAUGGUGUAUCAGAUCCUCAAGUUUGAACCUGGAGUGCCCGUUCCUCUCCCGCCAUCUCCCAUUGUCCCUGGUCCCGAAAGACUCGCCUCGCGGGCUCCCCCACCACCUCCACUUCCAUAUUUACCGAAACCGUGGCCUCCUACUGAGUCUGGAUCACCCCCAAGACCAUGGGACUACCUUGUUGAGAUCGAGAUGGGAGGGGUGGUGAAGCUCAACCCUAGUUCUUUCUCGCAUACCAAUCCUGCGUGUACUAUUGAGUACGAAAACAAAGCCAUGUCGUAUCUUGAAGACAAAUCCACGUCUGAACUUAUUUCAAUCGAAGCUCUCCGGUUAACAUUUGAACUAUUUAUCAAUGGCCGGAAGGAAGACUUAACACUUGCAUCGCCUCCGCCUCGAAGUGACAUAGGAGAAGUCGACAUGGCCGUCAAAAAGACUUUUUCGCUGGAGCCUGGAAAGUCUACGGUCAUUGUUGGCCGUACUGCGCUGGGAUCCACUGAUCAUUACUCUUUCAAUACUCCACUUCCCACAAAUGAAGAGCUUGCAGAAUACCUGGGAGCCACAGCGACAUCAGCAAAUGCCAGCGACAGAGUUUGGAUGAGUCGCAUUGAUCUGGAUGCCGACAUUGAUGACGAUGACUUCUGCACGAGUGCCGCAUGCUUAGAGCAGAUACUUGGGGUUACAUCAGUUCCCAUGCGCCAUUACUGGAAAGUUCAUCUUCGAAGACCUGGUUCUGCAAGCUCUAGUAACACUUCUGUACGUCAUGAGGGUGAGACGACACAAAAUUCUGACAGAUAUGAUCGAGCUAAAGAUAGGGAGAACGUGCUGGGGACUGGGCUUGAGAAUAACGUCAAGGCAGUUACAGACACAAAGGUACUACCAGUGGGAGAUCUGGAUUCGAAUGAUGCUCCCACCGCAACGAAAGGUCAAGACAGUAGUUUUCGGGAAGUGGCUACCAUUCUCGGAAAGACUGCUGUGACUUCUGAGAUGACUGAUCUUGCGGAGUUAGACAUGGAUACGGCAGGAAAGAAAAGCUCCAUCAUUGCUUCAUCAACCACUUCCACAAACAAAGGGGCCUUCGAAGACCAGAUACAGGAAGUUCCAACACAAAGUCCUGCGCCAGAAGCGGACCUUAUGGGUAUUCGUAGGAUGAGUACACGAGCGUCGUCCAAAAGUGACAUAACAGUCGACUUGGUUACCAUAAUACCACCACACCAGCUUCUGGAAAUGGACGACCCGAAUAUGGGCAUUGCUCUACUCUCUGGAAUACUGUGUAACCAGUGGGUUGAUAUUCAACGGUCAUUCUGGCAAAUCCGGUAUAUGGUUAAAGCACACAACUUCCUAGCUGUGCGAGAGCCCCAUUCCAAAGGCUCACACGAAGUUCCCAGGAACGUGUCUACGCCCGAAGAAUCAGCCAGCUUCGAAAAAGUACGGACAUCAUAUCUCAACCGCAUUAAGUUCCACAUCCACCAUUCCCUUGUGUGGAUUGCAAAAGCUAUAUUGCCCAGCGGCUACCAUGCCCUUCCAUCAACUCGGCCUUACAGUCAUGAUACCAAACUUGAUAUUGAAGACAUUGAUGACGAUAGGAGCCUUUACCCACCUAUUGUACUCUGGUAUGUGAUGAGGAAAUGUCCAGAAGCUCUCCCUCCAGUCUUCAUGACGACUCUGGCGGACUGUAUUCAAAAGCUAGUCGACCAGAGGAUUCCAAAGGUUGACAUUACAAGUAACAAUCACGCGCCGAAGUUGGCCAUACUUCUGUGGUAUCGGUACUCCUGUCUGGCUCGGAUAUCUCAACACUUGCGCAAUUUACCAGCUUUUGGAGAGCCUUCAUCCGAUGCUGACCAGGCGAGUACACCAACACUUCCUUCCGCUGAAGAGAUUUUAGGGUUUUCUAGUAAAGCAUAUGCUUGGCAGCAAAAGGCGGAGAAAGCCAUGGCUUCAUCCCGGCGAGCAGCUGUGGACUCGUACUCGGACCAGGACGAGUCUGCAGAUCGACUAACCUUUCUUGGUAUUGAGCUAGGCUUUGUCCAAAAGGAUGAAAUGAAGCGACCAUCUUCAUGUUUAUCACAGUCUCGUCGCAGGAUUCUAGACCGCAAGCCGACCCUGUCUCUCAACCCGGGAGCCCCACUCUUCGGCCAGGACGGAUCUGAGCGAGUCUCUAUUUCAGCACCCUGGGAGCUGACAUGUGCUAACCAUCACAUCCGGCUCCAACUUUGGAGAGAUCCAGAUCUAGAAGAUGGCCUCUACUCAGCACGGAAAAACUGCUUGCAAUUCUGGUCGACGAACUUUAUCUUCAUUAGCUCAUGGAAUACAGGAAACACCAGUGUUGUCGCCGGUUUCUGGGAUUUGGAGGCUUCUUACUUGCUGUUGGGCACUUCUGCUCCCGAGUCCUCUGACACGCAUCAGCCGCACACAUCACGAAGACGGCCGUCAAAUGCAGUCGCCCCGGAGGUUCCUAAGGAAGAAUUUGCUGUUGAUGCAAGGAGAACGAAGGUCGAUCCUCAGGGUAAACGCGAAUUCUGGGACGAAAAUGUUAUUGACCUGCUUCGAAAACAGCUCGUGAAGCAGGAUGCUCUCAUCCAGGCGCUGACAAAGCAAAGUGACAAUGCAUUCGCGUUUGAUUGGACCCGCUGUGAGCCUCUUGUUCCAUUUCACCUAGCUACGUGGGUGCAAUCGCUCGACGACACCCCUGAGCUAUUCCGUUCUACAGAAACACGAAGGGUUCACCCAAGAAGCGAAUUAGAGAAAUACCUUAUCGGACCACCUGUUGUGCUGCUCAAUGGGGGAGUUGCCAGUUUCGUGGAAGCCCCCCCUGACUGGACGAUGGACAACGUGUCCCAAAGGUUUAAACCCGACGAGCUUCUCUUUAUAAGUCUCUAUGAUAUGGAGCUCAAGGAUGGUCUCUACUGUGAGCGACAAGUUAUCGGUCGGAUCGAGCCAUUGAAAAACAUUUUGUUCGAUGGGCGGCUCAAAUUUGGCUUCGAAUUCCAUAUGUUUUUCGACAAUGGAUCAUUAGAAACCAGACUGGGCAUGUGGACCUCAUAUCUUGAUAAUCAACGUCGUGGGGCACCGGGAUACAGAGAGAAGCCAGACCCCAUCAAACGAAGAUACAAUGAAAUCUCGCCUUGGCAAAGGCAAACAAUCGAGACCGAGGAAAUCCGCAAGGCUACAAAAGCCCAGGUUCGAGAGAAGCUUCUAACCAGACUGGGCGACAGCCUUGUGGACUGUCAAACCCAUAAUCGUAUCUUCUUCAUCCAGCGAUGCUCCCCAUCUAUUGUCAAAGCAUUCAUUUAUAUGUGGCAUCCACAAUCUAUUGAUACAUUCGACGACCACUUUCGGAAUGCCUCGACCUUCUUGGAUUCCAAAUCGGACACUUGGAGCACGAGCAUUACAAUUUCGUAUUGGGGGUUUAAAGUCGAAGGCUCCGUGAAUGAUAAACUGUUUGAAGAACCUCGUGAUACAGCACCAUUCCCUCCAAAGAUGGUCUCACGCUGGCAUAGAUUCAAGGCCAAGAAGGGCAACAAGAGAUCCAAAGCAGGAGGUCCAACUGACGCCCCUGCACGAUACAUUGCGGAGGGCUCGUCCUCCAUUGUAUUUUCAGGAGAUAAUACAGGACGCUGGUGGAUAUGUUCACUGAUCUCAUCUGUCUUACCAGAAGCGGUGAUGCGCCAAGCAAUGGAUGACUCGACGUCUACUUUGACAGAAUUCAUUCACCAACCAUCCAGUGGAAGAUGUCUUGUUUUCCUAUCCUUCCUUGGAGAGUUGUGCGAGCAUCUUUCACUUGAAUAUGAGAGGCUUCUGGAUGAGCUUACAAGAGCAAUCAAUCUCGGUAGAGAGGUACUGAAGAAAGGACUUGAUUGGACUCAUGCAGAAGAUGCCAUCCAACGAUUGAAGUCCAUGCUAUGGGCCUUGGAAGCUCUUAGAAUCUUUGAUGAUCGACUCGGGGAGUCUCUGGACACUAUCAGAGAAGCCAGAGAUAAGAUGCGAACUUAUCUGACUCAUGGUCCAGGGAGACGGCACGACCAGCUUGAAAGGCAGUGUCAAAUACUACUCGAAGAAUUUGACAAAAAGCAUGGUCGGUUGGUUUCGGUCCACAUCAAAAUUGAGCAGAAGAUCAAUCAGAUUUCCAGAUAUCGUGAAGGAAUCUCCGCGGUCUCCAACCUCGAAGACACUCACACUGCACUCAAGCAAAAUGACACCAUCCGCAUCCUCACCUAUAUUACAAUCGCUUACCUGCCUUUGUCUUUCAUUGCAACUGUCUUCUCGAUGAGCAUAGUCACCGAUAGCAACUGGGGCCCCAACCUAUUCGGCGGCCUCAUCGUGAUCUUCUUUGUCUCAACACUUGUUCUAGCCAAGAGCCUCGGAAUCAUCAUACGCAGUUGGGACAGUCUUGUGAAGAUCGUUCGCACCAAACUCGGUAUGCAUGACCCGUUUGAUUUGGAAGAUAUGAUGGAUCAGGCCGAGGAAGAGCUGGAGAAGGAGAAAAAGAACGCUGAAAGUGCAUCUGAAUCUAUGGGAGAGGGAGGGUCGUCAACGUCAGUGCAUCGAAAGGGACCGAUGGCUUUUGUCCGGAAUUUGAGAGCGAGGAAGAAGGGCGAGAAGAAGACUGCGGUGGAUAAGAGCCUCCCGUGA